Molecule: messenger RNA, 849 nt
Organism: Pectinophora gossypiella (pink bollworm)
Lineage: Eukaryota; Metazoa; Arthropoda; Insecta; Lepidoptera; Gelechiidae
Gene: Pfdn4
Product: probable prefoldin subunit 4
Exons: 3
Coding region: 130-537 (135 amino acids)
Biological process (GO): protein folding
Cellular component (GO): cytoplasm; prefoldin complex
Source: RefSeq, a predicted model, not a curated record
UGACACUGACAUUUGUAGCUGACAUUUGAUGGGUGACACAUGAGUUAAGUUUUCCUUUUUUCGAAAAACUAUAGUAGGUAAUUAAAGGAAUAUUAUAUUAAAUAAAUAUCAUAACGGCGAAAUAUAAACAUGGCUAAUUCAGGAAAAGGAACCUUCCAACCGGACUCGGACGUUCACAUUUCAUAUGAAGAUCAACAAAAAAUUAAUAAAUUCGCUCGUCUAAACGCGAAGGUUGAUGAUUACAAAGACGAAUUGAAAGUUAAACAGAAUGAUAUGAAGAACUUAGAAGAAGCUGUGGAGGAGCUAGGUCUCGCAGACGACACGGAGAAGAUACCCUACCUCAUAGGAGAAGUGUUUGUUUGCCAGAGCUUGGAGGACACAUUGAAGUCUUUGGAAGAUGCAAAAUCAAAAAAGGAAAAUGAAAUAGCAGAAUUAGAAGGCAAAUGUGAACAACUCAAAUCUCAAAUGGGUGAACUGAAAGCUCACUUGUAUGGAAAGUUUGGCAGCCACAUAAAUUUAGAAAAUGAAGAAGAAUAAAAAUCUCAGUGCAUGGUCCAUUGCAAUGUGUAUUUAUUAUGCUUUCACAACAUAGGUACAUUUUGUUUCAUUUUGUAUUAUAAAAACAAUAAGUUGUUGAUUUGUAGGUUUUUACAAUCAUAUUAAACUAAAAAUACUGUCAAUACAGGAACCAAUUAUUCUUAAUUUGUAAAACCAAUUCAGUCACACAAAAAAGUAUGCUAUAGAUUUAUUUUAAUGUAACAUCUGAUAAAAUAAAAAAUUGUUUUAUUUGUAAAUAUUGACAAAACUUCUAUUUCCUCUCUUUAAAAUAUAAAAUAUUUCACUGAUUUC